GCCUCACCUUUUCGGAGAUUUUUCGUCUUUCCUGAUAACUUUUCACCGUUCACCAAAGAUCUCGAGGCAGCCAUGAAAGCGAUCCUGUGGAGGACUGGUUCCGGCCAGACCCUACUACCUUCCAUCGGCUCCGGCUCGCCGAGAAUACAUACCGGUCAUGGUCCCGGCGAAGGAGUAUCCUUCUCCGCUUCGCCCCGGAAUCCCCUGCGUUUCGACUGUCCCGCCCUAAGGCGGACCAGGUCGGAAGCCGAUGUCGAUCUCCCUGGGUGGGGGGAUUCUUGUGUCAAGUACGGCUUGAAGCAGGCGGAGUCUAGCAGGCCUCGCCGGGAGGGUCGUGAGAGGAGUGUGAGGAUUUUAGACGAGGAGGAAGGAGAGGGCGCACUGAUGAUCGGGAGGAGAAUCUGGAACGUCUCCGAGGGGGUGACGGAAAGGGCGUCGACAGAAGAAUUGGGCUUUGGCGGUGGAGGGAGUGGGAAAGGAAGGAAGACGGGCGGCGGGGAUGGAGGAAGAGGUGAAGGGAGCGGGUCGUCUAGUGGCGGAGGAGCCGAUGGAAGUAGGAUCGGAGAGUAUUAUAAAGAAAUGCUGAAGGCGAACCCUGGGAAUCCUCUUUUGCUGAUGAACUAUGGGAAAUACUUGCACGAGGUCGAAAAGGAUGCAGCAAAAGCCGAAGAGUGUUACGAAAGAGCGAUCUUAGCGAGUCCAGGCGAUGGGGAGGUGCUGUCUCUGUACGCGAACUUGAUCUGGGACAUCUACAGAGACGAGAAAAGAGCCGAGUCCUACUUUGGUCAAGCUAUAAGAGCAGCACCAGAUGAUUGCUAUGUGCUGGGUUCAUACGCUCACUUCCUAUGGGAUGCUGAAGAAGGAGAAGAAGCAACAUUAGAGAAGGGGAUGGAGUCAUCGCCACUCGUUGCAGCUUAUUGACAAAAAUGAAGCGCUGCUGCUGCUUCUGCUGCCCGCGAUUUCUUCACCACCAUUAGCAGCUAGCAGCUAGUACCACUCCCGUUCCCGAUCCCUUCGCCCCUUACCGAACGAGUGCACUAGUGUGCUGCCCAAGGCUAAGCUCUAGUUUUGUAUCAUAUGAAGAGUAACAUAGUCGAUAACGCGAGGAUAAUAAGUAGAGUUCAAUAGUGUAUACUUUUGCUUCUGAUCUUUCUAAUAGGAGGAGCGAGCAGUGAAGCUCAGUUGUAUAAAUGUACAGUGUGUACUCCAAUCGCUGCUCUGCUUCCAGUAUUAUGACCCACUGACCUUGUUCUUUUUGCUAUAAUGAACUAAUUUAUGAGCAGCUAAUCUGAAUCAA
Molecule: messenger RNA, 1297 nt
Organism: Nymphaea colorata (pocket water lily)
Lineage: Eukaryota; Viridiplantae; Streptophyta; Magnoliopsida; Nymphaeales; Nymphaeaceae
Exons: 3
Coding region: 73-921 (282 amino acids)
Molecular function (GO): protein binding
Source: RefSeq, a predicted model, not a curated record